Molecule: messenger RNA, 632 nt
Organism: Staurois parvus
Lineage: Eukaryota; Metazoa; Chordata; Amphibia; Anura; Ranidae
Source: the annotation of a GenBank genome assembly
GUGGCUGGGCCGACUCCAUCAUGCUGUUGGGGAUCUGGGCCUGCUGCCCAGCAUCCCUGGGGUAUCCAGGUGGUGACUGUAGUCUCAUCCCCCAGUGUUUGCAAAGUAAGGCUGACAUCCUCUUGCCCCAAUGCCAGACCCUUUUCUGGGGUUGUGUCAGUGGAGACCGAAGUCCCAUCCAUGGACAUCAGUUCAAGCUGCCGCUGUGAGGUGCUGAUUGCAUCCUCUUCCUGUAGCUUCUGCGGUGCUGAUUGUUGUGGGCAGAGGUCAACAACGGCAUGCCCUGAGGCCAGCUUUUCUGCUGGAGGCUCGCUGGCUGGUUCCUCCUCAGCAGAAAAGUCAAUCAAAUCCCCAGUGUCUGGAACUGGUGUCUGGGGAUAAGGGUUCACCAUCUCCUGUCCAUGAAACCCAGAAGAUGUUACCAGUGCUGGGCAGAGUUCAGUAAUGUUUGGCCCUGUUGCCAGCUCUUCUGCUGGAGGCUCACCAGUCUCCUGAAUUUUCACUGCCGAUUCUUUGGCAUGCUGCUGAACAUGUUUUAGCAGUUGCCUGUAUGCCCUUUCCAGAUGCUGUUCUUUCAUCAGCAGGUAUUCCAGAUCUGGUUCAAGCUGUGAGAUCCCUGUGAGACCGAACAU